This is a messenger RNA of Choloepus didactylus (southern two-toed sloth), 1884 nucleotides long. RefSeq names its product branched chain keto acid dehydrogenase kinase (gene BCKDK). Gene Ontology annotation, cellular component: mitochondrion. The record is from RefSeq and is a predicted model, not a curated record. Lineage: Eukaryota; Metazoa; Chordata; Mammalia; Pilosa; Megalonychidae. The transcript is spliced from 12 exons. Gene Ontology annotation, molecular function: pyruvate dehydrogenase (acetyl-transferring) kinase activity. The coding region runs from base 334 to 1572 and encodes 412 amino acids. Gene Ontology annotation, biological process: protein phosphorylation; regulation of glucose metabolic process.
GCGAGUCCUCCGCGCCAAACUUCAACUCCCAGGAGGCACCGGCGCCUGCGUGACGUCACGGCGGCGGAGGGCGCAGGCGGCUCGGCUCGCCGGGCCCGUCGACCGUACGAGCCGUUCCUCUCGGACCCGUGCCCCGGCCCUGGCCCCGCGAUGGGAGCUGCAUCCCGGGGGCUGAGUCUGUCAGCCUCCUCCACCGGCCCUCGCCCCUGAAGCCAGAGAAGCCCUUGCCUACGCCCCCACUCCACCCCCACUCCCACUUUGUCCUGUUUUGGGGUGGCCUCAGUCUGUCCAGCCCUCAGCCCUAGCUGAGUCCGACAAAGGAGCAUCAGGAGAAUGAUACUGGCGUCGGUACUGGGGAGUGGCCCCCGGGGUGGGCCAUCUCUCCGGCCCCUCCUGGGACCUGCAGUCUCGCUCCGGGGCCUCUCCACCUCAGCCACUGACACACACCACGUGGAGAUGGCACGGGAGCGCUCCAAGACCGUCACCUCCUUUUACAACCAGUCUGCUAUCGACGUGGCAGCAGAGAAGCCCUCAGUCCGCCUCACUCCGACUAUGAUGCUCUACUCUGGCCGCUCUCAGGACGGCAGCCACCUUCUGAAAAGCGCUCGGUACCUGCAGCAAGAGCUGCCAGUGAGGAUUGCUCACCGUAUCAAGGGCUUCCGAAGCCUGCCUUUCAUCAUUGGCUGCAAUCCCACCAUCCUGCAUGUGCAUGAGCUGUACAUCCGUGCCUUCCAGAAGCUGACUGACUUCCCUCCGAUCAAGGACCAGGCAGACGACGCCCAGUACUGCCAGCUGGUGCGACAGCUGCUGGACGACCACAAGGAUGUGGUGACACUCCUAGCUGAGGGCCUGCGGGAGAGCAGGAAGCACAUAGAGGAUGAGAAGCUCGUCCGCUAUUUCUUGGACAAGACGCUGACUUCACGGCUCGGGAUCCGGAUGUUGGCUACACACCAUCUGGCACUCCAUGAGGACAAGCCUGACUUUGUCGGUAUCAUCUGCACUCGCCUCUCGCCAAAGAAGAUUAUUGAAAAGUGGGUGGACUUUGCCAGACGCCUGUGUGAGCACAAGUACGGCAAUGCCCCCCGCGUCCGCAUCAACGGGCACGUGGCUGCCCGUUUCCCCUUCAUCCCUAUGCCACUGGACUACAUCCUGCCCGAGCUGCUCAAGAAUGCCAUGAGAGCCACAAUGGAGAGUCACCUGGACACACCCUACAAUGUCCCUGAUGUGGUCAUCACCAUCGCCAACAAUGAUAUCGAUCUCAUCAUCAGGAUCUCGGACCGCGGUGGGGGAAUUGCUCACAAAGACCUGGAUCGAGUCAUGGACUACCACUUCACAACGGCUGAGGCCAGCACCCAGGACCCCCGGAUCAGUCCCCUCUUUGGCCACCUGGACCUGCAUAGCAGUGGCCAGUCAGGACCUAUGCACGGCUUUGGCUUCGGGCUGCCCACGUCACGGGCCUACGCGGAGUACCUCGGUGGCUCCCUGCAUCUGCAGUCCCUGCAGGGCAUUGGCACGGACGUCUACCUGCGGCUACGCCACAUCGAUGGCCGGGAGGAGAGCUUCCGCAUCUGACCCCAGAGCCCUUGGCCUGCUCACCUGCCCAGCCUGGGCCACACUCCCUGCCAGACCUUCCAGGCCAGGCAGGGCUCCCCCUGCUCCACACGCUGCUGCAUCUUGGGUCCUAGGUCUCCAGUCAGGUGGAUUUACAUGGAGCUGGGCACCCUUCCCGCAACUCCCACACAAGGUCCAUUGCUAUCCUGCCUCCAGGCCUUGGAGGGGGGAAGUAGAGACUUCUGAGGCUUCCAGCAGCAGCUCCAUCACUCUCCUUCCUGGGGGACUCCCACUUUGACCUGCUGUUUAUUAAAGUUCACAUUUUGAAUGCCC